Aphanomyces astaci is the source of this 1694-nucleotide messenger RNA. RefSeq lists its product as hypothetical. The record is from RefSeq and is a predicted model, not a curated record. Gene Ontology annotation, cellular component: membrane; GPI-anchor transamidase complex. The transcript is spliced from 4 exons. Lineage: Eukaryota; Oomycota; Saprolegniomycetes; Saprolegniales; Verrucalvaceae. Bases 30 to 1133 code for a protein of 367 amino acids. Gene Ontology annotation, biological process: protein localization to cell surface; attachment of GPI anchor to protein.
AUAAGCACGAGGUAUUUUCUGCAUUCGUCAUGUCGACGAGCAAAGUGGCGGCGGUGGUGUGUGCUGGCGCGGCGCUGAGGGUGGGUCUGUUUGCAUGUGGACUGGAUGCCUUUGCCCAGAACCGACUUGAGUAUGUUACGCCACUGAACUCUUUGCUGAGGCUCCAAGAAGGCCACUUUCUCUACAAAGCGGGGGUGAAUCCAUACGCAGGGGACACGUUCCACCAACCGCCGUUGGUGCUUGCGGUCUACACGUUGCUUGACGCGCUGACGGUGUUCCACAUCUCGUUGCGCACAUGUUUGAUCGGAUGGACCAUCUUCAUGGACGUUGUGAUUGCGUUGGGGUUUGCCUCAAUGUGCCGUGCGUUCCUGUCGAGCCAAGGGGAGCAGCAAUGCGAGCGCAGCAAGAUCUGGCUCAACCAUCCGCCAGUGUCGUCCCUGCUUGCGCCCGAGAUGCUGCCAGCCACGACGGCAGCCAUGUUCUUGUUCAAUCCGUACUCGGUCAUUUCGUCGUUGGCGCUGUCGACUAGCCUGGUGACUUAUGCUUCGAUCGUGUGGAGUUUCUCGUUCGCCGUACAAGGCUUGCUUGUCCACGCCAUCGUUCUCCUUGCGCUGGCCACGUACUUGAGCGUGUACCCCGUUGUGCUGGUCGUGCCCGUGCUGCUCAUGAUACAUCAAGCAAGAUCGGCAGCUUCGUUUUCCACGCCUGACCAACCGACGCGUGUGCCGCUGCCACGUGUCUUGCUUUCCAUUGGCUUGUUUCUCACCAGCGUCGGGGGAUUUGUCGGCGUGUCGUUCGUGUAUAUGGGUCGCACUUGGGACUUUCUUAGGGCCACGUACGUGUGGAUGCACGAGUACCCAGACUUGACGCCCAAUAUUGGCAUCUUUUGGUACUUCUUCAUGGAACUGUUUGACCGAUUUCAAUCGUACUUUUUGGUGCUGCUGCACCUACACCCGUACUUGUACGUGUUGCCGCUGUUCAUUCGCCUUCGCGCUCGACCGUUGGCAUUUGCAUGUGUGCUGCUCGCCCUCGUGUCCAUCUUUCAGCCGUACCCGUCGUUGGGGGACAUUGGGUUUGCCCUCCCGUGCUUUCUACUCCACCCGAGUUCGAUCAUCGGUAUUGUGAAGUUCUGAUUGGUUGAAAAUCUACUUGUCCAUUCUGUAAGAGCCAAUCAAAUCCACUUAAAAAAUUGGAGUAGCCAAUAGCAUCGAUUAUUCGUGCUGUACCGAAUAUCCACAAUAUUGUGUAGGAUUAUUUCUUUCAAUCAUGUCAUUGAAAUCGGCUGGUCUUAUUCUACGUCAAUGUUGUAUGUGUUGGCAUCAUCUACAUAUUUUGAAGCAGCAGCAGCAGCAUGCAUGGUUCAUUUACACGUUUGGUGAAACGAAAGUUUAGUGUCGGGAAACAUGCGUAUCUAUCUCAUAUACAUGCAGGCAUGCCGACCAAGUUUGUGCUCGCGGCGGGCCUCGGCGUCGCCACGGUGCUGCUGCCCGUGAUGGGCUUUCUGUGGCUUUACCCUGGUUCUGGCAACGCCAACUUUUUCUACAACCAAACGCUCGUGUUUCAGUACUUCUACCUGCGCGGGAUUGGGCAGUUCUUGGCCGCGACCUUGCGCCGUGACAAGCAACUCGACGAACAUGUCAAGCUGAACCGACCCAAAUUAACCUAACAAGCGAAAACACAUCAUUUUGUCGAAA